This is a messenger RNA of Pseudomassariella vexata, 909 nucleotides long. RefSeq names its product acyltransferase. NCBI's taxonomy places the organism in Eukaryota, Fungi, Ascomycota, Sordariomycetes, Amphisphaeriales, Pseudomassariaceae. Gene Ontology annotation, cellular component: endomembrane system. Gene Ontology annotation, molecular function: 1-acylglycerol-3-phosphate O-acyltransferase activity. The transcript has 2 exons. The record is from RefSeq and is a predicted model, not a curated record. Bases 1 to 909 code for a protein of 302 amino acids.
AUGCCAAAGUCGUUGAGUAUCAUCCACAACGUACGAGGCGCUGCCAUUGUCGCGCCCUGGCUGGCGUACCUAGGAGUGGCCGACUUAGCACUUUCUCUCCUCCUACUCGUGAAGCUGUUCGCGCCGGAUCUCGUGUACAAGCUCUCUUCCUACAUCGCGUUUUCCGUGUGGAAGUGGAUCCAGGUUAUAUUCGAAAAGUUCAAUGGUGCCGAGAUCACCAUCUCCGGGGAUGUUUUGCCCAAGGGUGGGUCGGCCAUCGUGAUCGCCAACCAUGUCAGCUGGGCCGACUUCUACAUGAUCCAGGCCCUGGCCCUGCGAUCUGAUAUGCUUGGCCGGUGCCGUUGGUUCGCCAAGAUUCAGUUGCGCAUGGUGCCAUUUCUGGGCUGGGGGUUGUGGGCCAUGGGGAUGCCCAUGGUCAGUAGGAACUGGAUGAAAGAUCAACGUGAGUUGGAUCGGGUGUUCAAAGGCAUCGUUAGGAGAAAGUGGCCGACUUGGCUUAUAAGCUUCAGUGAAGCCACAAGAUUUACACCCAAGAAACAUGAGGAGGCGAAGGUCUGGUGCAUGCAGAAUGAUCGCCCGCUCCCUAAGCACCUCCUAUAUCCUCGGACCAAGGGUUUCAUUACGACCGUACAACAUCUGCGGAAGGCUCCCCACGUCAAGGCCGUCUACGAUCUCACCAUUGCGUAUCAGCAUCAGGGUAAGUUCCAUGUCGCCCCAGACAUGUGGCAGACGUUGAAGCUGCCGAGCAUAAGUGCUGCGUGUGGCUACAAGUUUCACAUUCAUGCGCGGCGGUUUCCUCUAGAUGAGCUACCGCAGACCGACGAAGAGCUCGCCAAGUGGCUCGAGCAGAGAUGGGUGGAGAAAGGGGAGUGGUUAGACGGCAAAAAGGCUGAAUGGUCCACCAGUUGA